Molecule: messenger RNA, 1548 nt
Organism: Fusarium musae
Lineage: Eukaryota; Fungi; Ascomycota; Sordariomycetes; Hypocreales; Nectriaceae
Exons: 3
Coding region: 1-1548 (515 amino acids)
Source: RefSeq, a predicted model, not a curated record
AUGACUGCCCCGCGGAGAUCCAAGCGGAUUCAGGCUCUCAAUCGAACCAACGAAGACUCUAGGCGAGUUGCUAAACCCCUCGAAAGCCUCGAAGGCCUCGAAGCCCCAAAGAAUUAUCAUCCCAAGAAGAGGAGAAGGACGACUGAGAGCCAGCACGGAACGUCAGAAGGACUGGACUCCAAAAGUCAGGCUUCCAAAGACGUUCCAAAGAGGAGGCUCCCAAAGAACAGGUCACAAAAGAAGAGACUCCAGUGGUCGAUCCGGCCGCCCGAGCAGUUUGUCUCAAGACUAAUACGUAUCAAGGCUGAGCUGGAAAAGAAGCAGGCCGACAAAGCAAAAGAACAACAAAAGGAAAACCGUCGAAAAGUUGAACAGAGCAGAAGAUAUCUUCAUGAGGUGUUGGCUCUCGACCGCAAGGACGGCUACGCACAACAAUUCUGGAGUGACCUUGCAAGUAGCAUCAAGUACCUUGGAGAUGAAUUUCGCUUUUGGGAUAAGCCCUGGGACGACCUCGGCGAGGACCUCCAGCAGAAGUUCCUUGGCUAUGCCCCCAAUAUAGAAGAACUUUUUGAUGUGCCCGACAUGGCUCCCCUUGUAUUCCAACGAUGGCUCUGGGAGGUUAUCGAUGAGAAUUUCUUUUCAAAGAAGAGUAAGGAUAUUGUUUGGGCUUCACCUUUCUGGGAGGCUCAAGGAACCAUGGAGCGUUACUUGCAAGAACAUGACUUCCCCUACGAUGAUGUAAUUGCGUCUCACAUGUUUCCACACUGGAGAUACACCACGAUGCAGUUCUACAUGUCACUUAAAGACUCGCCACGGGAAAGUCAAAGGAUUGAUCCAACUUGCGUUGUCCCGAUCACUGCUAAAGCAGUUGGCCAGUACUUCCCACAGGAGCCCAAUGAAGAAUCCAUGAAAAACGAAUAUUCAACAAUCCUCAAAAACCUUAGCGAUGCAGUAGUCAAGAUGGACUUUUUCUUCAGCGCCAACCUGACCGUCUUCUCCCAUGUCAUUCACCACCCCGAGACUCUACAGACCUGCGGAUUUCCUUACUCGCCUAAGCUUGAAGGAGUGAAGGGCAUGUCCAUGAGGGCAAUAAGCGGAAGUGAUGCAGCCACUGGACGAACUGUCGAUCUUGUAGUCGAGCCUAUGCUGCAGCGACGUGGGGAUCCAUUGGGAUUUGAUUACAAUGUCAAAACAGCUGUACAUCCCAUGAAAGUGUGUGUUGCCUGGCUCCAGGAUCCAAACAGACCCCGAUUAUCAGAGAUGGAAAGAGGGGUUAGAGAACAGGAAGAUGAGGAGGCUGGCGGUAGUAAGCAGGUAGAUGAGAAGGUAGAUAAAGAAGAGGAGAAGGUAGAGGAGGAGGAGGAGGAAGAAGAAGAAGAGAGUAAACAGUCUAUUAAAGAGAUAACAAAGGAGAGAGUUGAUAAAGAGGUAGAUAAGGGCGAGGAAGAAGGGGAUUUAACAAAGCAGGAAGAGAAAAAGACAAACACAAAGAACACGACUAAAAGCAAGAAAACAAAAAAGAGAAAACAGAAGCGUCGUCAACAAUAA